Messenger RNA from Aphidius gifuensis, 1847 nucleotides. It is a transcript of the gene Rpn5, whose product is annotated as 26S proteasome non-ATPase regulatory subunit 12. The transcript has 5 exons. Lineage: Eukaryota; Metazoa; Arthropoda; Insecta; Hymenoptera; Braconidae. The coding region runs from base 288 to 1661 and encodes 457 amino acids. The record is from RefSeq and is a predicted model, not a curated record. Gene Ontology annotation, cellular component: proteasome regulatory particle, lid subcomplex; nuclear proteasome complex; cytoplasm.
AGUGUUGGGUAGGUAUGAUACCGGUGUAUCAUACUCCGUUCAAUGAAAGCAAAAUUUUUUUCGAAAAAAAAAAAUAUUAUUAAGGUCGUUUUCCAUCUUUCAAUUUUUAAUUUUUUUUUUGUGUAAAUCAGUGUAAAUAAACCAGAAGACUGUUGUUCACUAAAUUUUUCUACUGUCAUCAUUGUCAAUUUACUAAAACUAUUGUGUUAUUAUUACUUUUGAUGAGAAGUUAAAGAAAUCGCUUUAUUUUUGUUCCAUAAUAAAGGAAAAAGUAGAAAUCAUACAUAAUGGCAGACAUAAAUGCAACAGAAAGUGGUAAAAUCAUCAAGAUGGAGGUUGAUUAUAGUAGCAAUUGUGAUACAAAAAUACCAGAAUGUAAAAAACUUGCUGCAGAUGGUAAAAUUCAUGAUGCACUUGAUCAAUUAUUGGCACUUGAAAAAUUAACAAGAACUGGUGCUGAUAUGAUAUCAACAUCUCGUGUACUUGUUGCCAUUGUUGAAAUAUGUUUUGAAGCUAAAAAUUGGUCAGCAUUAAAUGAGCAUAUUGUUAUCCUAUCAAAAAGACGUUCACAAUUAAAACAAGCUGUUACUAAAAUGGUACAAGAGUGUUGUAAUUAUAUUGAUAAAACACCAAAUCGUGAAAUAAUGAUUAAACUUAUUGAAACAUUGAGAUCAGUUACUGAAGGUAAAAUAUAUGUUGAAGUUGAACGUGCACGUUUAACUCAUCGUCUUGCUAAAUUAAAAGAAGAAGAUGGUGAUAUGAGUGAAGCAGCAUCAAUAAUGCUUGAAUUACAAGUUGAAACAUAUGGAAGUAUGACACGUAGAGAAAAAGCAUCAUUAAUACUUGAACAAAUGCGUCUUUGUUUGGCUAAACAAGAUUUUGUACGUACUCAAAUAAUUGCUAAAAAAAUUAAUGUUAAAUUUUUUGAAGAUGAAAAAGAUGAAGAAACACAAACACUUAAAUUAAAAUAUUAUGAUUUAAUGAUGGAACUUGCUAAACAUGAAGGUUGGCAUUUACAAUUAUGUCGUCAUAAUCGUGCUGUACUUGAUACACCAUCAGUUAAAGAUGAUGAAGCUAAACGUAAAGCGUGUUUAUCAAGAGCUGUACUUUAUUUAGUACUUGCACCACAUGAACCAGAACAAGCUGAUAUGACACAUAGACUUCUUGCUGAUAAAUUAAUUGAUGAAGUACCAACUUAUAAAGAAUUGCUGAGACUUUUUGUCAAUCCAGAACUCAUCAAGUGGUCAGGUCUUUGUGAAAUUUAUGAAACUGAAUUGAGAUCAACUGAGGUAUUUACUGCUUCAACUGAAGAUGGACGUAAACGAUGGGAUGAUUUAAAAAAUCGUGUUGUUGAACAUAAUAUCAGAAUAAUGGCCAAGUAUUAUACCAACAUAACAAUCAAAAGAAUGGCAGAGUUACUUGAUUUAUCUGUUGAAGAAACAGAAGCUUGUUUAUGUAAACUUGUUGAAACUGGAAUUGUCAGUGCACGUACUGAUAGACUUGCUGGUGUUGUACGUUUUACUAGUACACAAGAACCAGCAGCAAUACUUGAUUCAUGGGCAGCAUCAUUGUCAAAAUUAAUGGCACUUGUUAAUAAUACAACACAUCUUAUUCAUCAAGAAGAAAUGCUUGCUGUUGCAAAUGCAAAAGCGAGUGUCUAAAAUUCAAAUGAAAAAAAAGGAGAAACAGAAAGAAAAUAAUUAAGAGAAAAUAAAAAAAAAAAAAAACAACAAAUUUCAUUUUUUUUUCUUCAUUGAAAAAAAAAAAUAAAAAAUUACUUUUUACUUAUAGCUAUUUAAUGGUUUAAAAAAUGAAAUGAAUAAAAUAUAAAUUAACAAUGGAUUUUA